GGCUGCUUCAGAGUUGCUGCCCCUUUAAGCGGCUGACCUCGCUCUGUCACAUGACGGGAUUCUGGCAACACCGGCGGCUUCUGCCCUUACUUCGUACCGUGGCGACGAGGCACUGCGACAGCGGGGCCAAUAGGAGCUCUGGUGAGCUGCGUGGCCCUGCUUCUCGCCGAGCUGCUGCUGCUGAUUGGCUGAGCCACAAAGAAAGGCGUGGUUGGAGAAGGCAGAGGUCUUGGAGCUGGGAAGCAGGUAACUUCUUUCCACUUCGCUUGCCGCUUUCUAUUGUCCGGGCGGCGGCUCUAAGGUUGCUCCCAUUCCUCCCCCCCUCCCCGCAUGCAAUUAUGGAAUCAUAGAAGUGUAGAGCUGGAAGGGACCCCGAGGGUCAUCUAGUCCAACUCCCUGCAAUUCGGGAAUCCUUUGCUGCACGUGGGGCUCGAACUCACGACCCUGUGAUCAAGCGUCUCAUGCUGUACAGAUUUGUAAAGAAACUCUUUGUGCAUCCUCUCAAGGAUCCAGCUCUCCUUUCCUUCCAAUAUCUCUUCCCAAUUUUGAAUGAACGUUUACCCCUAUGGGGCUGGGGGCGGGCCGGGGGGCGGGAAGAGGGAGCUUGGCAAUGGCGACUGGAAGGCGGGAGAUAAUGGAGAGGUUUGUUUUAUUCCCUUACAAUUAUUGCUGUUGUGUUUUUUUUUCUUUUGCUGGUGGUGGCACUAUUUAUAGUAGUAGUAUUAAUCGAAUGGUUCAUUUAUUACACACUAAGGUCAUAGAAUAUAAAGCUAUCAGUGACUACUAGCCACAAUGGCUAUGCCAUAGAUGCUUGUGAAUACCAGUUGCUGGAAGCCACAGUAAGGGAAAGAGCUGGCUAGCCUGUUUCCUACAGGCAUCUGGUUGCCCCCUGAGAGAACAGGAUGCUGGAGUAGAUGAGCCACUGGCCUGAUCCAGCAGGCUCUUCUUUUGUACUGAAGGUCCCAGAUUCGGUUAGGUAAAGGUAAAGGGACCCCUGACCAUUAGUUCCAGUCGUGACCGAUUCUGGGGUUGCGGCGCUCAUCUCACUUUAUUGGCCGAGGGAGCCAGCAUACAGCUUCCGGGUAAUGUGGCCAGCAUGACUAAGCCGCUUCUGGAGAACCAGAGCAGCACACGGAAACGCCGUUCACCUUCCUGCCAGAGCAGUACCUAUUUAUCUACUUGCACUUUGAUGUACUUUCGAACUGCUAGGUUGGCAGGAGCAAGGACCGAGCAACGGGAGCUCACCCCGUCGGUUACAAUACAUUACAUCUCACCUUCCUCCUUUCCUGCCACUCACAGCAUUGUAGAUGUGGAUCACAUGGUAGGGUCUCCAUUUCACAAUCAGGCAGUAAAUAGACCAUGCCCUGCUUAGGUGGAAGAAUGAUGGCGGCCUGGUGUGCCUUCAUACCAUACGUAGCCUGUAACCUAAGACCCCAAAUUAUUAUUAUUAUUAUUAUUGAGGUCCCCCCCCACUCCUUUUGCUUCUGUGGUGGAGCUCAGGUAGUUCCCAGAUGCAGUUCUACUGUAGACACUGGCCAGAUUAAAAUUGCGCAAGGUGUUAGGAGGUCAGAAGCUGCCUUAUACCAAGUCAGAUUGUUCAGAAUUGUCUGUUACACUGACUGGCAGCAGCUGUCAGGGGUUUCAUUCAAGAAAUCUCAACCCAGCCCUUCUUGGAGAUGCCUUUGAGAGUUGAACCUGGGACCAUAUAGGUGCAUAAUAGAUUCCUUUUAGUAAACCACUCUGAAGGUUCUUCUACAAUCAAGCAGCAGAUACACUUUAUGAAAUAAAAAUAACUAAAAAAGAUAGAGUCAUAGAUCACAUUGUCAGUACAUAGGCUGUCAGACAAAGGCCACAUUCAUAUUCCCUAUAUAUACCCACUUGACUUCUUUGCUUGGCAAAAUGGGCACUAUUACAAGUGCCACAUAAUACCUGUCCGGCCUUUCUAAGAACUUGAUCUUUUUGUGUGGCAGCACUUACCUUUUAGAACUGCCUUCCUACUGAUACCAAACAGACACCUUCACUGUAUUCUUUUUGGUGCCUGCCAAAAGCAUUCUAACCCUUCCCAGAUGCUUAGAAAUGCUAAUGUGAAUUUCAAUUUGUUUUAACUUUUUGUAUGUUUUUAAACUAUUGUAAAUUUAUCUUGAAUUUUACUCUUUUUUGUAAACUUCUUUGAGGUUUCCAUUACAGUCAAGCAGUGUAUAAAUUGUGCGAAAUCGAAUAAAUAAAUAAAAUCCCCCCUCCCCAUUUAAUCCUCACAACAACCCCAUGAGGUAGGUUAGGCUGAGAUGCAAUUACUGGCUCAAGAUUACCCGAGUGAACUUCCAGGCCAAGUGGGGAUUGAACCCUGGUCUCCUAGGUCCUAGUCUGGCACCAACCACUACACCCCCACUGUCUCUCUCGCCUCAUGCUCAACCUCUCUUUAAUGUAGGCCUCAGUGAAGCCCGUUUACCUGUCCAGCUGCCACAGCCAUGUCGGAUAGGGAGGAGCGCCGCUUUGUGGAGAUCCCGCGGGAGUCGGUGCGGCUGAUGGCUGAGAGCACCGGGGUGGAGCUGACGGACGAGGUGGCCUCCCUCCUGGCUGAAGAUGUCUGUUACCGCCUGCGAGAAGCCACUCAGGUGAGGAAAGUCGUAGUGGGUCCAGUCCUGAGGAUUCUGGGAAACAGGGGGGCCAGCUUUGCACCCUCCAUCUCUCCUGCUGUUGACGAUCUGUCUCCUUCCCAGCCCCAGUUUGCCAAUAGGACACUAUUUUGGUGACUGAUCAGCUAGUUGGGCUUUCUGAUUGGAAGGUUGGCGGUUCGAAUCCCUAUGGCGGAGUGAGCUCCCGUUGCUCUGUCCCAGCUCCUGCCAACUUAGCAGUUCAAAAGCAUACCAGUGCAAGUAGAUAAAUAGGUACUGCUGUGGCGGGAAGGUAAAUGGCAUUUCCGUGUGCUCUGGCACUUGUCAUGGUGUUUCGAAGCGGUUUAGUCCUGCUGGCCACAUGACCUGGAAAGCUGUCUGUGGACAAAUGCCGGCUCCCUCAACCUGAAAGCAAGAUGAGCGCCGCAUCCCCAUAGUUGCCUUUGACUGGACUUAACCGCCCAGGGGUCCCUUACCUUUACUAAUUUCCCCCAUUCCUUAGGUUUAAAAAGAAAAGAAAAACGUGAAAUCAAACCUGCAAUGACAUAAAAAUUAUACAUUUUUAAAAAUUCAGAUAUGUAUGUAAGAAAAGCCAAGGGAACCAACAAUGUAUGCUGAAAGUGCAUUCACUUGCUUUUUCCACCUGGUGCCCUUUAAAUAUUUUGGACCUGAACUCCCAUCAGUUGUGGGCAGCAUGGUCAUUUUGGACUACUAUUCCCAUCAGCCCCAACCUGUUGUAGUCUAAGGAUGCCUGAAGGUCCACAGUGGGGGAGGGGGCACACCUGGAGCAGACAGUACCGUGAUAGACAUCCCAAGGACCUGACUUCAUCUGAUGUGACUUUUUGUAUGUUCUUCCCUCUUGCUUUCAGAACAGUUCCCAGUUCAUGAAACACACCAAACGGAGAAAGCUGACGGUAGAGGACUUCAAUCGCGCCCUGCGCUGGAGCAAUGUCGAGGUGAACCCGGGAGGCCUGGCUGUCUUGAGAACUGGGCAAAUCAGCUGGCCCCAAAUGGACCCCUCUCUGGACACCUUCCCUCUUGGCAGCAGCUAAAAGCCAGGAAGCUCCUUGAUAGUUAGAAUGAUUUAAGAUGCUGCUUUCGCCCAGGCUGGAGGGACGUAAGAUGCAAAGGAGCGUAAGAACACAAGCUCCUGUUGGAUCAGGUCAGUGGCCCAACUAGUUCAGCAUGCUGUUCUCACAGUGGCCAACCAGGUGCCUUAUUGGGAAACCUUCAAGUAGGACCCAAGCACAAGAGCCCUCUUCCGUCCUGCAGUUUCCAGCAGCUGGUAUGCAGAAGCAUUUACUGCCCCUGACAAUGGAGGCAGAGGAUAACCAUCAUGGGUAGCAGCCAUGGAUUGAUUAGCUUUUUCUCCAUGGCUUUUAAAGCCACCUGAGCUGUUGGUCGUCACUGCUUCUUGUGGGAGCAAGUUCCGUAGCUGAACUAUGUUCUGUGCAGAGAAGUAUUUUCUUUGAUCUUUCAGCCAUCAGAUUCAUUGGAUGUCCAAAUUCAUGGACUGAUUAAUGGAGGCUAUCCAUGAUGGCUAGCCACAGUGGUUGUGCUCUCCCUUGGCAGUCAGUAAUGCUUCUGGAGCCCUUCACGGCCCAGGACCCUCUCCUGGGACCGCCUCUCCCGGUAUGCCCGGCGGAGGACCUUAAGGUCCAUAAAUAGCAACACCCUAGAGGUCCCGGGCCCUAAGGAAGUCAGAUUAGCCUCAACCAGAGCCAAGGCCUUUUCAACACUGGUGGAACGCUCUGUCUCAUGAGACCAGGGCCCUGCAGGAUCUGAUUUCUUUCCACAGGGCCUGUAAGACAGAGUUGUUCCGCCUAGCUUUUGGCUUGGAAUCAACUUGAUCCCCUUCCCCUCUUUCCUUUUUCCUUUCUCCAUCUGUGAUGGAACUCCUAUUUGGGGACUUCCCUGUCCCACGUAGGACCAGUCUGGAUAGUUGGCCUUGGUGAAGAUUUGACGUUUUCAUCCCCAAAAAGUUUUUGAUUUGAGUUUCUACUGAAGUGAGGCUGCAUUUUAAUGUUGUAUUUUAAUCUUGUUUUUAAGUUGUAUUUUAAUCAAUUGUUUUUAUACCUGGUGUUAGCCGCCCUGAGCCCUGUCUUAGCUGGGGAGGGCGGGGUAUAAAUAAAACUUAUUAUGAAUACCAUUUGCUGGGAACCACAGGACGGGAGAUCUGGCUCUUGUGCUCGGGGCCUGUUUGCGGGUUUCCCAAAAACAGUUGGCCACUGUGAGAACAGGAUGCUGGACUAGAUGGGCCAUUGGCCUGAUCCAACAAGCCUUUCAUGUUAUCAACUAAAACCAGGCAGAUUAGUAGCCACUUCAAGGGGUCCUUUUUAAUUGGUUGGCAGGCCAGUUAGGAAAUGGGGUGUGUGUGAGAGAGACUGAGGGUGUCCAGUCUGUUGCAGGCGGUGUGUGGCUAUGGCUCUCAGGACGCCCUCCCAUUCCGUGCCAUCAAAGACGGCGAACUGUACUUCCAGGAGGAUCGUGAGGUCAACCUGGUGGAGCUGGCUUUGGCCACCAACAUCCCCAAGGGCUGUGCUGAAGCAGCCGUGAGAGGUAGGCCUCAUGGGGUGGGGAGUGCAGGGCAAAGGGGUGAGAUGCCUGCCCCAGGCAGCAGGGUCCACAGGGGCAGCAGAUCCCAAUGUAGUUCUUGUCUUCCCCUUUUGUUCCUAAUGUAGAUAUGUCCCCACCCCUUCUUACCUGGGGGGGAUGGAGGGGAGACCGCCAUUUUGUGGUUCGCCUUCGGUGCCAAAAUGGCUCUGCCCCUCCACCAACCUUAGCACCUGAGAGGAUCUGCAGGGAAGGAGGCUGUCUUUUUGGUAUUUGGGGCCUGAGUUGCUUCGGGUUUAAAGUACUAACCCAAUCACCUUGAAUCGGGCCUGGAAAAGGGCUGGCAACCGGUGCAAGUUGUUUUCAAGCAAUGAAUUAUUUGAGAUCUAAAUGGAACCCCAGGCAGUAAUCUGGCUGCUGCAUUUUGGACCAAUAGAAGUUUCUGAGUUGCCUUCAAGGGGGCAGCCCCAUGCACAGCACAUUGCAGUAGUCCAAGGCUGGGUUGAGCAGCUAAACCAUGGACCCUCUCUCUUUCCUCUCUUUCUAGUUCAUGUUUCUUACCUAGAUGGGAAAGGAAACUUGGAACCACAAGGCUCUGGUAAGAACAGUUUGCUUAGUUGUAUUUAUUUGAAAUAAUAAUAAUAAUAAUAACAACAACAACCCUGCUUCUCUCCCCCCCCCGCCCCCCAAAACGAAUUCCAGGCUUUAAUGUUGUUGUUUUUUGUAAUUUGUUGUUUAUUACAUUUAUACCCCACCUUUCCUCCAGUGAAAUCAAUGUCUUUCUCCCUCCCCCUCUGCCUUGCAAAAACAAGUUUGUGAGGUAUGUUAGGACCCGCUCAAUAGUGGUGCAUGGCCCUUGAAAGGUCACACAGAAGGGAAUGUGGCCCUCGGGUUGAAAAAUGCCCUGGCUCUGUGUGGCCAGUUGAAGCGCCCCGACCUUCUGCUCCAUUGGCCUAGGCGACAAGGAAGCGAUGGAUUGCUGAACUGUGCCGGACUGAGGUGAUAAACCUCAGGCCUCACGCCUCUCAGCAAUUAUGCUGCAGCAUUUUGCAGCUUGCGGAUCAAGCGCAAGGGAAGCCCCACAUGGAGCGCAUUGCAGUUUCUGAAAGGAACCCUGUUUGUUGGUUGCUUCCUUUUCCCCCACCCGCUACAACCCCCACAAAUCUCUCCCUCUCAUCCUUCCAGUGCCCAGCGCCGUCUCAGCCCUGACAGACGACCUGCUGAAGUAUUACCAGCACGUGACUCGGGCCGUGUUGGGGGACGACCCCCAGCUGAUGAAGGUGGGCAAUGAGUAGAGGGGUGAGGGAGCAGACAAAGCAACAGCUGGGGCCACAGGUGGAAUCAGAGAGCAGAAUUGUGCUGGGUGGAUAAAAAGGAAGAAGCAGAUAUUUUCUGGUCUGGGCGCAACCUCAGACAGGUCAAGUGCAAAGUGGUGGUGAGAGUGGUUUGGGGAGCAUUUGGGUUUGCGGCCUGGAGUUUUGGAAGUGCAUCCCGACCAGUGUUUGCCAACCAUGGAAUAGAAAAGACCAAAGUGGUUCAGGGCUUUAUAAAUAAUACAACAGCCUUGAACCUAGCUCAGUAGUAGUUUAGUACAACGGUACCCAUUAGCCCCAGCUGGCAGGGGCUAUUUGUGUAUCAUUGUUCUUUCUUAUAUCCUUUAUUUCACACCAUCAUAAUUGAAGCGAGGCCCAUUCCAUUUAUUCCCAGGAUGCAACAGGCCCUGACUCCAUUGAUGUUUACUUCCUUUGGAAGGGAAAAGGAGUGGGCAUGAACUGGGAAUCAGUAUUCAGCUAUGGGUCAGACCAAGCACUCUCGUGACUUGUGGUCAUCCAACGAAGCUGAAUGUUGGAAAGUUAAGGACAGGUUAAAGAAAGUACUUUUCCCCACACAGAGCAUAAACUAUGGAACUCCCCCCUGCAGGAGGCCAUGAUUGGAGCCACCACUUAAUUUGCUUUAGAAGAGGAUUGGAUGAAUUCAUGAAGGAGAAGGCUAUCAAUGGCUAUUAGCCAUGAUGUCUAUGCUCUGCCUUUGCUGUCAGGAGGCAACAAUGCUUCUGAAUACCAUUUGAUGGGAACCACAGGAAGGGAGAGGGCUCUGGGGCUUGAAUUCUGCUUGUGGUUUUCACCACAGGCAUCUGAGAACAGGAUGCUGGCCUGCUUGAGCCAUUCAGCAGGCUCUUCUUAUGUUCUUAUGGAGUAUGGUGCUUUAACCAUGCAGAAUUAAGUCUCACCCAUCCAAGGGCACCACCCUCUGCCCCCCACCUUGCCAGCCCCCUAACCUUUCCACUUCCAUCCUGCUCAGGUGGCUCUUCAGGACCUGCAAACCAACUCAAAGAUCGCAGCUCUCCUGCCUUACUUUGUCUACGUUGUGAGUGGGGUGAGUUGAGUGGCAAGUGCCCAGUUUCUCCCCACCCCUUGGGAAGCGCUUCUGCAACAACCAUGAGACCUGUAGGUGUUCUUUGGAGUGGCACUUUCUGUGAAAGCUGGCAGGAACCUCAGCUCACUCACAAGAAUGUGCUCAGAGGAGGGAGACCAGAAUGAUAAAGGGCCUGGAAACAGCAUCUUGUAAGGAACAGUUGAGGGAACUAGGGAUGUUUAGCCUGGAGAAGAGGAGACAGGGAGGGGAUAUGAUGGUCGUCUUCAAAUACCCAAAGCUUAUUAUGUGUGAGAAUGGAUUAUUAUUAGCAGUUCCCAGAGUGGGUUACAACAAUUUAAAACCUAGUUUAUUUUUUGCUGGUGUAUCAAUAUACCUUGAUGCUUGGUUUAACCAGAUUAAAUAUCUGAUUGAAAAUUCUGAGGAAAACUUUUCUUUUUUUUUAAAGAAAGGAUGGAAAAAAUAAAAUUCAUAAUCAAAAAACAGUUGAAACGUAUUAUGUUUACAAGAAUACAACUUGGGUCCUAAAAGCACACACUGCAGAUGCCAAAGGUUGCGUCUUCAACAUUUGCCGAAAGCUGUGUAGUGAAGGCGCCGGGCUCCUCUGUGGGGAGGGAGUUCCACAACUUUGCAGCUGCCACAGAGCAGGUGUACCGACCCUUUGAGUUUCUGAGCGGGAUGGAACAACCAAGAGGGCCCCUCUCUGCUGACCUUAACACCUAGGAGGGACUGUGGGAAAGAAGGCCACCUCUCAGACAUUUGGGGCCUAUGUGGGAAUGAGAGAAGGAGGUUGUGUUUACAACCGCUGUAAGGUUAGGUAGGAAGGAAGGCAUCUCCAGGCUGCGAGGGGUGCCCACCCUUGAGGGAGAGGCUGUGUGCCAGUCAGCUAAGGCCCGAGGGCUGCCCAGAGGGUGAUGUACGGCCGGGUCCUCUGCUUGGUUCGAGGCUGGCUUCUGAACCUGCCUUUCCUCUCCUGGAUCCCCUGGCAGGUCAAGUCCGUGAGCCACGACCUGGAGCAGCUGAACCGCCUUCUGCACGUGGCCAAGAGCCUCAUCCAGAACCCCUACCUGUGCCUUGGCUCCUACGUCAAGAGCCUCAUUGCCAGUGUCAUGUACUGCGUCCUGGAACCCCUGGCGGCUUCUAUCAACCCCCUCAAUGAUCACUGGACCCUGCGUGACUACGCAGCCAUGCUGCUGGGACACAUCUUCUGGUACGCCAUUUCCUCCUUUGGGGCAGGGAGAGCCUCCCCCACCCCCUGGUUUCCUGCUGCGGUAACUGGCUGGGAGGUGCACCGUCGUCUUUGGGAUGUCGCCCCCUGAAAUGUCUUGUGGACUCUGCUUUUUUUUUUUAAUAGGUGUCAGGGAUUUUCCAGUUGUGGGUUGGUCCAGAUGACCGUUGGGGGUCCCUUCCAAUGCUACAAUUCGAUUAUUUUAUCUAGCGCAAAAGUUCGGGGGCCACAUUCGGUCAUUGGCAAGUUUAAGGGAGCCUCAUGCAGGCAUAGGCAAACUCAGUUCUCCAAUGUUUUGGACUACAAUUCACAUCGUCCCUGACCACCGGUCCUGCUAGCUAGGGAUCAUGGGAGUUGUAGUCCCAAAACAGCUGGAGGGCCAAGUUUGCCUAUGCCUGGCCUCAUGGAUGGCGUUAGAGGCAAUCGUGGACAGAGGAGCAGACAUGACCCUCGGCAGUAGGCUAUAUUCCUGCCACACCAAAGCCAGUACACACACCCUAGCUUCAUCCUGACAUUCUGGGGGAGUGAGUUCCACAGUUUAGCAAAUGUGUUCCAUGAAGAAAUAUUUUCUUUUAUCCAGACAUGCACUGUCCCAUCGGUUGAGCAAGCCCGUGGAGAGAAAAAUCUCCUUAACUCUUUUAGCAUCCUCUUGGUUGAUUCUAUUUCUAUGCUGCUUUUUAUUCAGAUAAAUCCCAAAGCAUCUUACAAAUGAAAGAUAAAAAUAACAUAAUGGAACAUCAUGAAUACAGUAUAAAUGGUAUAGAACACAACAAAUCAUCAGUAAAACAAUCACAAAUAAAACAGUUGCCAUCUAUGUAACACUAUUAACAAAACAACUAAAAGAUAAGCUAAACAUCACAGUUACACCAAAAAUUGUAUUAUAGGAUUCACAAAGUAUGACAGCAUUCAUAUCUAUAAAACAAUAUUAGCAACAUAAAUAAAAUAGCAACAAAACAAACAAACAAAGCCCUGUUGAAUUUGUAGUCUUGACAAGCAGAAAACAAUGGUGCCCAAACGAGUGUCUUGCAAAUAAAGGUCUUUUAAAAUGUUGCUUGUCUAUCCUGACAAAUCAGGUUUCUAUAGCUGAGGCUGACACUACAUUCCACUGCAAACCAGCCCACCCAAGAGAGAGGAGACACAGUAAGGAACAGUGCUUCACUAAGCAAGCCCUUUCAGAAGACUCUCUUGGGUGGGCUAGUUUGCAUGCUCCUUGGGGCAGGGACCUGCCUGUUGUCCCCCCCUUUUUUUUCUUUUGCUUCUGCCAUAAAUUGAUAUAUGCUGCAUACACCGCAAAUCUUUUUCAGGACUCACGGUGACUUGGUGAGCGGCCUGUAUCACCAGAUCCUGCUAUCACUGCAGAAAGUGCUGGCCGAUCCUGUCCGCCCGCUCUGUUCCCACUAUGGGGCUGUUGUGGGGCUGCAUGCCUUGGGAUGGAAGGUAACUGGCAUUUUUGUAUUUUAUUUAUUACAUUUUUUAAAGAUAUCCCUAUGCAUUAGACAUAUCAGAGCCAUUUGCGUCAGUUGCACAUAAAACCAUACAACAGAAACCAUAUGGAAAAGUUAAAAUUAGAAAACCGCUAACCGUAGAUGAAAUAAUGUACAGUGGACACUCAGGUUGCGAACGUGAUCUGUGCAGGAGGCACUUUCGCAACCCGCAGCACCGCAUCUGUGCAUGCGCAGGUUGCAAUUUGGUGUUUCUGCGCAUGCGCGAGCGCCGAAACCUGGAAAUAACUUGUUCCAGGAGCUUUCGGGUUUCGGCACAUCCGUAACUCGAAAACGCACAAUUUGAAGUGUCUGUAACCCGAGGUAUGACUGUAUUCUUAACUGCCUGCAUAAACCUGACAGAAUAGGAAAGUUUUCAGCGGUUGGCACAGAAAGGCCUGCUGGAUCCCUAGUGGCAGAGAGUUCCACAGGACUGAGCCAGUGACACUAAAGGUUUAUUGUUAUUGCCAAAUGAGCUUUGUCUACUCAGGAAAUGACCGACGAUGCUCCUGCAGAUGAUGUUAGUGAUCAAGCUGUAAUAUAAGGGUUUUGGCAGUCCCUUAGGUACCCUGGAUGUAAGUCAUUCAGGGAUUUGUAAAUUAAUGCGAGGACACUGAAACUGCAGGUAGCAGAUGGGCAGUUUGUGCAUGUGUUUCCACACUGGUGACCUGUGUUGUUGGGCAGGUGCUCGCAUCAGCAGUCUGGCCACCCCAUUCAGCACCAGCCAGAGCGUCUUCUGAACCAGGCCCAAGGGCAGCUCCAUGUAAGUCGCGCUGCAGUGAUUUUGCCUGGCCAGUGCAGGGGCUACAGUGGUCUUCCUCUUGGCUGUGUCUCCCCAGCCUCGUGACCAGCGCAGCUGACAUGUGCUGUCUCUCUGUUCCUCCGUCUCUUCUCACCCAGGCAGUGGAGAGGGUUCUCUAUCCCCACCUCUCCACCUACUGGUCAAACCUGCAGGCUGUGCUGGAUGACUACUCUGUGUCCAAUGCUCAGGUGAAGGCUGAUGGGCACAAAGUCUAUGGAGCCAUCCUGGUAAGUCCCUGCUGAUACCUUAUGAGAUACUUUUUUCAUUUUUAAAAUCGAAUUUCAUUGACAACAAACAGGGUUGCAGAAAAAAAGAAAGGGGUGAUAAGAAUAGGUUGUCGCUAUUGCCAGUAAGGAAAUAUACGAUGCAGCCACACAAUUUUACUGCAUCAAUAAAAGGAAGAGGAAAAGGGUGUGUGAUCUAUUAUUACAAAGGGUUCCAUGGUCUAAUCCAGAGGUAUUUGGGGCCACCAUCCCUUUGGUUCCAUAAACUAAUCCCCUGCGCCCCCUACUCUAUAGAAAGCACUGUUUGCAAUAACAGUUUGCAUGAGCCACUAAGGAAGCUCAAUAAAAUCCCAAAACAGUAAAAACAAUGCAUGUUUAUUCAAAAUCCAAUUAAAACGUGUUAGUUUAAUGAAUUACGCUGAAUAAAAUCGAUUAACCUGUUCCUGUGACAGCAGCUUUUCAAAGUCUGAUAGUCAUUGACACCUCCAGUCCCAUCCCCCCCCGACACCCCUUGCAAUCCCACUGCCCCCCCCCCCCGGGAUGGCGCCACUCCAUUUGGGAACCAUGGUCUAAAUCAGAACAAUUACAAUUUUCUAUACUCUGAAAAAAGAUGGGAAAAGUAAUCUUAAACUGGGCUAAAUCCAGACAUUUACACAGACCUGUGCGACCUGACACUCCUGAGCUGCUGUGUUUGUAUAUGAAAUAAACCAAAUGGCAAAAAAGGGAUCGCAAGCCCUUUGAACACUUUUAGCUUAUGUGACAUUUUUUCCAAGAAGGGUGAUUUGCGAAGAGCUGGAAUAACCAAUAGCCCAGAUAUUGAGAUCAAAAGGCUUCGAAAACUUGGCAGCUGAGGCCAAGGCUGCUCUCAAAAGAUGUGAGAUCUGUCCCUUAGUGUCUCAAUCCAAAUCUACAAACAAAUUCAAAAGAGACGAAUGAGGGGAGGGGUGAUUUCUGAGAAAUCUCGGCCUGCAAAAUAUAGUCCAACCUUCCAGUGGUCAGGGACAAUGGGAGUUGUAGUCCAACAACAGCUGGGGACCCAAGUUUGAGAAACACUGCAUAACCCGCCCCCAAUGAGGCCCAGCCUGCGAGCGCAUUAUGUGCCAGCCCACUUCUGCCCACUGCCAAUGCUCAUUUGAUGUGCUGUUCCUCCUCCCUUCCUCCAGGUGGCAGUGGAGCGCCUCCUGAAGAUGAAGGCGCAGGCUGUAUCGGCGCCCGUCCAGGCGGAAGGCUCUGGCGCAGAAGGGCGCCCGCGGGAGGGCUGCCCUUGGCUCAGCCCUCUCCAGGACCCUCAGGUGGAGUUUGGCUUUGGCAUCGCCAGCCACCUGCUCCAGCUGGGCAGCGGUGGGCCCCAGGCCGGUGUGGGCAUCUCCACGGACCCCCCCACCACCUCGUUGAACGAGAUCUACCAGGAGCUGUACUACUUCUUUGGGGACAGUCUUGCCACCCGUUUCGGCACGGGUUCGGGGCUGUGCCCAGCCGAGCCGCUGCCGGCCAGCACUCCCAAGGUGGUGGACGCCAAAAAGGAGCCGCCGGCCUUUGGGGGCGGGGAGACAGCCCGCAAGAUGCCCCAGCUGACAGCCAACGCCACCGUCAGCCCGCGGGAAGAGGAGAGCCCCCGUGGGGAGUUCUCGGCCAGCCGGGCCCCCCUGCAGCGCCCCGCCAGCCUGGCGCGGUCGCGCAGCGCCUCUCGCCAGCAGGGGUACCGCCUGGGCGUCCGGGACGUCUUCCAGAAGUGCCGCUUCUCCCCCCAGGGGCCGCCUCGCUUCAGCUUCUUGAUCGCGGGUCGCCAGGCGGAGAGGCGGUGCCAGGGGCGCCUCUUCCAGACCUCUUUCCUGCACCACCACGGCCCCGGCCACGUCUCCCGCUACACCCAGAAGCUGCCCAUGAUCGGAAGGACCAAGGCAGCGAAGAAGUGGGCCCACUCAGAAUACUCUCUCUACCUGCCUCUCUGAAAGGGACCUGCGAGGGUGGCAGCGGCAGCGGCAGCAGCACCCAGCCUUUCUGGGCCAUGUGCCCUUCAUGGCAAUGUCAUUUUCUUAAUUUAAAAAAAAUAAAAUUCCAAAGAUACACAAUAUUCAAUAAGAAAUAAAAAUACAAAAUAAUAACCAAACAAAGAAAAUUAAUCAUACACCCAUGUGGCUUCCCUCCCCCAAUACUCGUCAUCUCUUAAUCUUUAGGCAAUGCCAUUUUUUAGGGCCACAGCCUUUCUCAGGUAGAGCGGUGACCUCUUGUGUUUUAUUCCUGGCGAUUUGGGACUUCUUUUUUAUCGGCUCUUCUUUUGAGGGGCACAAUUUCGUCACCGCUUGUCUGGGAGGUUGGGGGCAGGAGAGCAGAGCUGGUUUUACAAAGAUGUCAACCCUGGAACUGUGAAGGGGGAAGGAUUUGGGUUUGGGGCGAGGCUCCCGGCCGGCCUUUACUAAUGUGCUGGUCUCCAGUUGUUUUGAACUACAACUCCCAACAGCCUCAGCUACCACACACUGGCCAAGACUGCUCUAGGCAUUGUCUGCUUGUGAAGGCACUGAGGACAUACUCAGCCUCCUCUGAAUGGGGGCUCCGGUCCCCUCCCCAUUCCCCUACCAAAAGAGAAAAUGAAUAAAGGAGCCCUUUAUUUCCCUGAUCUUUUAAUAAACUGAUGUCACAGUGGGUCAUGCUGUUAACCAGAAGGUUGUUGGGCUGAGUCCACCCAGGGGUGGCUGUGGGCAGGAUUCCUGCAUUGCGGGGAGGGGGUAGACCAGAUUACACUUGGGGUCCCUUCCAACUCUACAAUGCUGUGAUUUUAUUAUUUAAAUCGUGUUCUCUCUCCCCCCCCCCCAACAAUUCUGGUAGCCAUAGCUGUCAACUUUCAGAUUUGAAAAUAAGGGAUCAGCAGCCUCAAAAAUAAGGGAUUAGCAGCGUAGCUGUCAACUUUCGGGUUUGAAAAUAAGGGGUCAGCAGCCUCACCUGUCCCGGAGACAGUCUACGGGAUAUCUAACAAUCUGGGAUAGCAGCGGGAAACAGCGCUGAAAUAAGGGAAUUUCCCGCAAAAAAAGGGAAGGUUGACAGCUAUGCUGGUAGCUAGUUUGUUAAGGUUACUGGAAAUUCUAGUUCUGUGAGGGGUCAAACUACUAUUCCCAAUAAUCUUUGUGGAGGGGUGUGCCUCAAAUGUACCGUG
Molecule: messenger RNA, 14427 nt
Organism: Podarcis lilfordi (Lilford's wall lizard)
Lineage: Eukaryota; Metazoa; Chordata; Lepidosauria; Squamata; Lacertidae
Source: the annotation of a GenBank genome assembly